Molecule: messenger RNA, 6455 nt
Organism: Xenopus laevis (African clawed frog)
Lineage: Eukaryota; Metazoa; Chordata; Amphibia; Anura; Pipidae
Gene: nup214.L
Product: nucleoporin 214 L homeolog
Exons: 36
Coding region: 207-6317 (2036 amino acids)
Biological process (GO): intracellular protein transport; protein import into nucleus; mRNA export from nucleus
Cellular component (GO): nuclear pore
Molecular function (GO): structural constituent of nuclear pore
Source: RefSeq, a predicted model, not a curated record
GUUUACCUUGCGUCAUAAGGCCGGAAGUACGGAAUUAUCACUGCGCAGCCGCCGCGCGUUGGUUUGUGGGAUCUCUGGAAACGAGACUCGGAACGCGGGAGAAAGUUGGUUUUAGGAGUACGUUCGGCCCUGGCACGAGGCCCGGCUGUCAUAUUUCUCAUUUUAUUAUACGAGUCCAGAAUCUCCAGUCAAUCGCUCCCGCUGAAAUGGAAGACGACACUGAUUUACCCCCUGAGAGGGAAACUAAGGAUUUCCAGUUUCGACAGUUAAAAAAGGUCAGACUUUUUGACUAUCCGGCGGAUCUUCCCAAGCAGCGCUCCAACCUGCUUGUGAUAUCAAACAAGUAUGGACUUCUGUUCGUGGGAGGGUUUAUGGGAUUGAAGGUUUUCCACACAAAGGACAUUCUUGUAACCGUCAAACCUAAAGAAAAUGCAAAUAAAACCGUCGUGGGACCUCAAGGUAUACACGUGCCUAUGAACGCUCCCAUUCACCAUUUGGCCCUGAGCUCUGAUAACCUCACACUGUCCGUGUGUAUGACCUCUGCUGAACAGGGCUCUUCUGUUUCCUUCUAUGAUGUUCGGACGCUACUGAAUGAGUCCAAACAAAACAAGAUGCCAUUUGCAAGUUGCAAGCUGCUCAGGGAUCCCAGCAGCUCUGUUACUGACCUACAGUGGAAUCCCACAUUACCCUCUAUGGUUGCAGUGUGUCUGAGCGAUGGCAGUAUCUCGGUCCUGCAAGUUACAGACACAGUCAGUGUUUUUGCCAACCUCCCAGCCACUUUGGGUGUGACUUCAGUCUGCUGGAGUCCAAAAGGGAAGCAGCUAGCGGUAGGGAAACAGAAUGGAACAGUUGUACAAUACCUGCCGAGUCUUCAGGAGAAAAAAGUGAUCCCCUGCCCUUCAUUUUAUGAUUCUGAUAACCCCGUAAAAGUGUUGGAUGUGCUGUGGCUCAGUACUUAUGUCUUCACCGUGGUGUAUGCGGCUGCUGACGGCUCGCUAGAGGCCUCUCCCCAACUAGUAAUAGUCACACUUCCGAAAAAAGAAGACAAACGAGCUGAGAGGUUCCUAAAUUUCACAGAGACUUGCUACAGCAUCUGCAGCGAGCGGCAGCACCACUUCUUCCUGAACUAUAUCGAGGAUUGGGAGAUUCUGUUGGCAGCAUCAGCAGCCUCUGUAGAUGUUGGUGUGAUUGCACGGCCCCCUGAUCAGGUCGGCUGGGAGCAGUGGUUGCUAGAAGACAGCAGUCGGGCUGAGAUGCCAAUGACCGAAAACAAUGAUGAUACUCUUCCUAUGGGAGUAGCGCUUGAUUAUACCUGUCAGCUGGAAGUAUUUAUCAGUGAAUCACAAAUACUGCCGCCCGUUCCGGUUUUACUCCUCCUGUCCACAGACGGGGUCCUCUGCCCGUUCCAUGUAGUCAACCUAAAUCAAGGCGUUAAACCACUGACCACAUCACCGGAGCAGCUUUCCUUGGAAGGAGAGCGGGAAAUGAAAGUUGUCGGUGGAACUGCAGUUUCUACUCCUCCUGCCCCAUUGACUUCAGUGUCCGCUCCUGCUCCACCUGCUUCUGCUGCCCCCCGCAGUGCAGCUCCACCUCCAUAUCCUUUUGGGCUGUCAACCGCAUCUUCUGGUGCUCCUACCCCAGUUUUGAAUCCUCCUGCAUCUCUUGCACCUGCAGCUACACCAACAAAAACAACUUCUCAACCAGCAGCAGCUGCCACAUCUAUUUUCCAACCAGCCGGCCCUGCAGCCGGCAGUUUGCAACCACCAUCACUUCCGGCAUUUAGUUUUUCUUCUGCAAACAAUGCAGCUAAUGCAUCCGCUCCUUCAUCUUUUCCAUUUGGAGCUGCGAUGGUUUCAAGCAACACUGCUAAAGUUUCCGCUCCUCCAGCAAUGUCAUUCCAGCCUGCCAUGGGCACCCGCCCCUUCAGCCUGGCAACCCCUGUUACAGUGCAGGCUGCAACAGCACCUGGUUUCACGCCAGCGCCAUCCACAGUGAAAGUGAACCUUAAAGACAAAUUCAAUGCUUCUGACACCCCACCCCCUGCAACCAUCUCUAGUGCUGCUGCCUUAUCUUUUACUGCAACUUCCAAGCCCAAUGCUACAGUGCCUGUCAAAAGCCAGCCCACCGUUAUUCCAUCACAGGCUUCUGUUCAACCUAAUAGGCCAUUUGCUGUUGAAGCUCCACAGGCCCCAUCAAGUGUUUCAAUUGCAUCUGUCCAGAAAACUGUACGAGUUAACCCCCCUGCUACGAAGAUAACUCCUCCUCAGCCUCAGAGAAGUGUGGCAUUGGAAAACCAGGCUAAAGUAACGAAGGAAUCUGAUUCUAUCCUAAAUGGCAUAAGAGAAGAGAUUGCACACUUCCAGAAGGAACUGGAUGAUCUGAAAGCCCGGACUAGCAGAGCUUGUUUCCAAGUGGGCAGCGAGGAGGAAAAGAGACAACUGAGGACAGAGUCCGAUGGCCUUCACUCCUUCUUCCUGGAGAUUAAGGAAACAACAGAGUCUCUACGUGGAGAAUUCAGUGCCAUGAAAAUCAAAAACCUAGAGGGAUUCGCCAGCAUCGAGGAUGUUCAGCAACGGAAUAAACUUAAACAAGACCCCAAAUAUCUCCAGCUGCUCUACAAGAAACCUCUGGACCCCAAGAGUGAAACACAAAUGCAGGAGAUUCGAAGACUAAACCAGUAUGUAAAGAAUGCAGUUCAGGAUGUCAACGAUGUCUUAGAUCUGGAGUGGGAUCAGUACCUGGAAGAAAAACAAAAAAAGAAGGGCAUUAUUAUUCCUGAACGUGAGACGUUAUUCAACAGCCUGGCAAACCACCAGGAGAUCAUCAACCAGCAAAGACCAAAGUUAGAGCAACUAGUGGAAAACCUGCAGAAGCUGCGGUUAUACAACCAGAUCUCUCAGUGGAACGUGCCAGACUCCAGCACCAAGAGUUUUGAUGUCGAGUUGGAAAACAUGCAGAAGACCUUGUCCCAGACCGCCAUAGACACACAAACAAAACCACAGGCAAAACUCCCAGCCAAGAUAUCCCCAGUGAAGCAGAGUCAGCUAAGAAACUUCCUAAGUAAGAGGAAAACUCCUCCAGUUCGAUCUCUGGCUCCAGCCAAUCUUUCCCGUUCUGCUUUCUUGGCCCCGAGCUUCUUUGAAGAUCUGGAUGAUGUGAGCUCGACGUCUUCUCUGUCAGACAUGGCCGACAAUGACAAUAGGAACCCUCCCCCUAAAGAAAUAGAAAGGCAGGAGACCCCUCCACCCGAGAGCACCCCAGUUCGGGUACCCAAGCACGCCGCAGUGGCCCGUACAACAUCUGUACAGCCUGGACUUGGCACGGCUUCUCUACCCUUUCAGUCAGGCCUGCACCCUGCUACAAGCACACCUGUAGCUCCGUCACAGUCGAUCCGAGUGAUUCCUCAAGGUGCAGACAGCACUAUGCUGGCCACCAAGACCGUCAAACAUGGCGCCCCCAACAUAACAGCUGCGCAAAAAGCUGCGGUGGCUGCCAUGAGAAGACAAACUGCCAGCCAGAUUCCAGCUGCCUCUUUGACCGAAUCCACCUUACAGACUGUUCCCCAGGUUGUCAACGUGAAAGAGUUAAAGAAUAACGGGCCUGGCCCAACCAUUCCCACAGUGAUAGGGCCUACAGUUCCCCAAUCCGCUGCCCAGGUGAUUCAUCAAGUUUUGGCCACAGUUGGUUCCGUCCCAGCACGGCAGGCCGCCCCAGCUGCUCCUUUAAAGAAUCCGCCUGCAUCUGCCAGCAGCAUUGCUCCUCAAACAUGGCAGGGAUCCGCUCCCAACAAACCUGCAGCACAAGCAAUCCCAAAAUCUGAUCCUUCAGCUUCCCAGGCUCCUGCUCCAUCCGUCUCACAGGUCAACAAACCCGUUUCCUUUUCUCCUGCAGCCGGUGGUUUCAGUUUCAGCAAUGUGACUCCUGCUCCCGUUACAUCAGCCCUUGGAAGCAGCUCUGCAGGUUGUGCAGCUACUGCAAGGGAUUCUAACCAAGCGUCCUCUUAUAUGUUUGGAGGAACCGGCAAGUCUUUAGGAUCAGAAGGAUCAUUUUCCUUUGCAUCACUUAAACCAGCCUCCUCCUCCUCUAGUUCUUCCGUUGUGGAACCUACAAUGAGCAAACCCAGUGUCGUUACAGCCGCAUCAACUACAGCAACUGUUACUAGCACUACAGCAGCAAGCAGCAAACCCGGGGAGGGACUCUUUCAAGGGUUUUCAGGUGGAGAGACAUUAGGAAGCUUCUCAGGCCUGCGAGUUGGUCAGGCUGAUGAGGCAUCUAAGGUGGAAGUGGCCAAAACACCCACCGCUGCACAGCCAGUCAAGUUACCCAGUAACCCAGUGUUGUUUAGUUUCGCUGGAGCCCCACAGCCUGCAAAGGUCGGAGAAGCACCCUCCACAACUAGCAGCACCUCUGCUUCUUUAUUUGGAAAUGUACAGUUAGCAAGUGCUGGAUCCACAGCGAGUGCAUUCACCCAAAGUGGGAACAAGCCAGCCUUCACUUUUGGGAUACCACAGAGCACUUCUACCACAGCAGGAGCUUCCUCUGCAAUUCCAGCCUCUUUCCAAAGCCUUCUGGUUUCAGCAGCUCCCGCGACAACAACUCCUUCAGCUCCCAUCAACAGCGGACUGGAUGUUAAACAGCCAAUAAAGCCUUUGUCUGAACCUGCAGAUUCAUCCUCUUCCCAGCAACAAACACUGACCACUCAGUCAGCAGCUGAACAGGUUCCCACAGUGACCCCUGCAGCAACAACUGCCACUGCUUUGCCUCCUCCUGUACCAACCAUUCCUUCCACUGCUGAAGCAAAAAUAGAAGGAGCUGCUGCUCCCGCAAUCCCUGCCUCAGUCAUUUCAAGUCAGACUGUACCUUUCACAUCCACAGUGCUUGCGUCCCCUUUAGCAAGUACCCCGGCUGGAGGUCCUACCUCCCAGGUGCCAGUGCUAGUCACAACUGCACCCCCUGUUACCACUGAAAGCGCACAGACUGUUUCUCUAACAGGACAACCAGUUGCUGGAAGUUCUGCAUUUGCUCAGUCAACUGUAACUGCAGCGUCCACUCCAGUAUUUGGCCAAGCACUAGCUUCAGGUGCAGCUCCCUCUCCUUUUGCUCAGCCAACCAGUAGUUCCGUCAGUACAUCAGCCAAUAGCAGCACCGGAUUUGGCACAUCUGCAUUUGGUGCGACAGGUGGGAACGGAGGCUUUGGACAGCCCUCUUUUGGUCAAGCUCCUUUAUGGAAAGGUCCUGCCACCUCACAAAGUACUUUACCUUUCUCGCAGCCUACUUUUGGAACCCAGCCUGCUUUUGGGCAACCAGCAGCAUCGACUGCUACAUCGAGCGCUGGCAGCCUUUUUGGGUGCACCAGCAGCGCUAGUUCCUUUUCUUUUGGGCAGGCAUCCAAUACUAGCGGCACAUCCACUUCAGGAGUACUCUUUGGACAAAGCAGUGCCCCAGUCUUUGGGCAGAGUGCCGCAUUUCCCCAAGCUGCCCCUGCGUUUGGAAGUGCCAGUGUCUCUACAACCACCACCGCAUCGUUUGGUUUUGGCCAACCAGCAGGAUUUGCUUCUGGCACUUCUGGUUCCUUGUUCAAUCCAUCGCAGAGCGGCAGCACCAGUGUCUUUGGACAGCAGCCAGCGUCUUCCAGUGGGGGCCUGUUUGGAGCAGGCAGCGGCGGAGCAAGUACAGUAGGGUUAUUCAGCGGCCUCGGAGCAAAACCCAGCCAGGAAGCCGCCAACAAGAAUCCUUUUGGGUCUCCAGGUUCCUCUGGUUUUGGCUCAGCCGGAGCAUCUAAUUCCAGCAACCUGUUUGGCAACAGCGGAGCCAAGGCUUUUGGGUUUGGCGGCACAUCGUUUGGGGAUAAACCCUCUGCGACAUUCAGUGCAGGCGGCAGCGUGGCCUCCCAGGGAUUCAGCUUCAACAGCCCCACUAAGACAGGUGGCUUUGGCGCUGCUCCGGUGUUCGGCAGCCCUCCAACAUUUGGGGGAUCCCCAGGUUUCGGAGGGUCGCCAGCAUUCGGUACAGCGGCAGCCUUUUCAAACACUCUGGGCUCGACGGGAGGCAAAGUGUUCGGCGAGGGGACUUCUGCAGCCACCACAGGAGGAUUUGGAUUUGGAUCCAACAGCAGCACCGCUGCAUUCGGGAGCUUAGCCACCCAAAACACCCCGACCUUCGGCUCUAUUUCCCAGCAGAGCCCUGGGUUUGGAGGUCAGAGCAGUGGAUUCUCAGGGUUUGGGGCCGGCCCAGGAGCAGCUGCAGGAAACACUGGAGGGUUUGGCUUUGGUGUUUCAAAUCCCACGUCGCCUGGAUUUGGAGGCUGGAGGAGCUGAGAGAAGUAAGAAGAAGUCGAGUUGUUAUACGACCCCCUGUAUUGUACCUGUCACAGUGUAGCCUGUUUAUAUGUUUCCCAUCCAGUAGGACUCGCGCUAUUUUAUCUGACUUUCUCCCGAAUAAAAGCUCUUGUUCUA